AUGCUGGAGGUCGGUGAGGCUGGUCGGAAUGACGAGGAUGGGGUUGCUCAGGUGGUGAAGAAGGUGACGGGGGAUGAGAAGGUGAUGGUGGACUGGAAAUUUAUAAACAAUGAUGAUGAGAUUGUUUCUGAGACUCCUGUUCAAGCUUCUGGUAGUGUUGAUUCUAGUAAAAAAUCUAAUGUUUGGAGAUUUUUUAAGAAGAUUGGAAAAGACAUAGAUGGUAUUGAAAAGGCUGAAUGCAAUUUUUGUCAUCGUGAAUACAAAAUUGGAAAAAAUCCAAAAACUAAGAAUGGUUACGGGACUUCUCAUCUAAGUCGUCACAUAGUUUCUUGUAAAUCUAUACCUCUCAAUAUUAGAAUUGAUGAUGAUAUAGAGAGUCUGCCAACCAAAAUUGAUCAGCAUGUUCAUAGAAAAAAACUCGCUCAAGCUAUAGCAAAACAUGAUCUUGCGUUCAGCUUUGUUGAGUAUGAGGGUAUUAGAGAUUGGAUUAAUUACAUUAGUCCAACGAUUAUAAUGCCUUCUAGAAACACUUUAGUUUCAGAUCUUCAAAUGAUUUAUUCAACAGAGAAAGAGAAAUUGAGGCAGAAGAUGUCUAGGAUACCUAAUAGAAUUUGUUUGACAUCUGAUGUGUGGACAGCAUCUACCACUGAAGGAUAUAUUUGUCUGACAGCUCAUUUUGUUGAUGAGAAUUGGCGACUAGUGAGUAAGAUUUUGAAUUUUUGUCGAAUGAUUCCUCCCCAUACUGGAACCGAUAUGGAAGCAGUCUUAUUUAACUCUUUGAAGCAAUGUGGUAUUGAUAAGAAAGUAUUCUCUAUUACUUUAGAUAAUGCUUCUACAAAUGACAACAUGCAAAACAUCUUAAAAACUCAUCUACGUAAGCAGAAUAGUUUGCUUUGCGAUGGAGAAUAUUUUCAUGUGCGUUGCUCCGCUCACAUUUUAAAUUUGAUUGUGCAAGAAGGGUUAAAAGUGGCUGCUGGAGCUUUAUUUAAAAUCAGAGAGAGUGUGAAGUAUGUGAAAGCUUCUGAUGGGAGAAUGAUGAAAUUUAAAGAUUGUGUGCAGCAAGCAGAAAUUGAAGAAGGUGUUGGUCUAAAAUCAGACGUUCCAACUCGAUGGAAUUCUACAUAUAUGAUGUUGGAAAGUGCAAUUAAAUUUGAAAAAGCGUUUGACAUCCUUAGUGUUGUAGAUGGAGCUUAUAAAGAUUGUCCGACAAAUGAAGAAUGGAGCUUAGCAAAAAAAAUGUGUGAAUUUUUAGAGCCAUUUUAUGAAACUACAAACCUCAUUUCGGGUUCAUCAUAUCCAACAUCAAAUUUGUAUUUUAUGCAAGUUUGGAAAAUUGAAUGUCUUUUGGAAAAUAAUCAAAAUUGUGAUGAUGUUGUUAUUAUGAACAUGGCUUUCAGAAUGAAGAUGAAGUUUGAUAAAUAUUGGAAGGAUUAUAGCACUGUCUUAGCUUUUGGGGCAAAUGAAGUAUUGGAGAAAUUUAAAAGGUUGUAUGGAGAGUACAUAAAUACUUUUGGUGGUUCAACAAUUUCUCAAAGUAGUAAUCAAUCUCCUAUGUCACCUGAAGAAAGAAGGCUUACAAAGAAGAGCAAAAUGGUGAUGAAGGAGUUCAGAGAAUUUGACUGUGAAACCCAAACUUCCAAGGAUAAAGAUGAAUUAGAGAAAAAAAAUGCAAAUGAAGUAUUGGAGAAAUUUAAAAGGUUGUAUGGAGAGUACAUAAAUACUUUUGGUGGUUCAACAAUUUCUCAAAGUAGUAAUCAAUCUCCUAUGUCACCUGAAGAAGGAAGGCUUACAAAGAAGAGCAAAAUGGUGAUGAAGGAGUUCAGAGAAUUUGACUGUGAAACCCAAACUUCCAAGGAUAAAGAUGAAUUAGAGAUUUAUCUAAAAGAAGGUUUGAUUCACACCAAUGAAGAUGAUUUGAAGUAUGAUGUGCUGAAUUUUUGGAAGAUUAAUGAGGAUAGGUUUCCCACUCUGUCAGUUAUGGCCAGAGAUGUUUUAAGUAUUCCCAUCACUACGGUAGCAUCUGAGUCUGCAUUCAGUAUUGGUGGACGUGUUUUAACAAAAUAUCGAAGUUCCACUCUUCAUGAGCAUGUCCAAAUGCUUAUUUGCACAAGGAGUUGGUUACGUGGAUUUGUUCCAAAUCAUGAUGAUCCUUCAACCUUUGAAUUGAAGGCAAAUGAAGUAUUGGAGAAAUUUAAAAGGUUGUAUGGAGAGUACAUAAAUACUUUUGGUGGUUCAACAAUUUCUCAAAGUAGUAAUCAAUCUCCUAUGUCACCUGAAGAAGGAAGGCUUACAAAGAAGAGCAAAAUGGUGAUGAAGGAGUUCAGAGAAUUUGACUGUGAAACCCAAACUUCCAAGGAUAAAGAUGAAUUAGAGAUUUAUCUAAAAGAAGGUUUGAUUCACACCAAUGAAGAUGAUUUGAAGUAUGAUGUGCUGAAUUUUUGGAAGAUUAAUGAGGAUAGGUUUCCCACUCUGUCAGUUAUGGCCAGAGAUGUUUUAAGUAUUCCCAUCACUACGGUAGCAUCUGAGUCUGCAUUCAGUAUUGGUGGACGUGUUUUAACAAAAUAUCGAAGUUCCACUCUUCAUGAGCAUGUCCAAAUGCUUAUUUGCACAAGGAGUUGGUUACGUGGAUUUGUUCCAAAUCAUGAUGAUGAUGAAAUUGGUGAAAUUCAUGAAGAAGAAGAAGUGUCAACAGCAACGAUGCAUCCUCCUCAACAUUCAUGA
Arachis ipaensis is the source of this 2721-nucleotide messenger RNA. NCBI's taxonomy places the organism in Eukaryota, Viridiplantae, Streptophyta, Magnoliopsida, Fabales, Fabaceae. The record is from RefSeq and is a predicted model, not a curated record.